AUGUCGUGUAGCAAGCCUGCGUUGGCGCACGGACGUGGUUGGCUUUGCGCCACGCCUAUCGACGGCAGUUCGCAGAUGGCUGGGGAUGGUGCCAGUGCCAGCCACUGUCGUGCACACUGCCUGCUUGAUGAAAUGCCAUGGUGCGACGUCACGGGGCUUCGCGGGCUUCGUUUGCAGGAUUGGCCACGCUGCUAUCGCACCAUGUCGCAGGCAGGCACACCUGUGGUCCUUCACCUGAUAGAUAUGGACAACAACGAGGACGAGGAGAGCAGUGACGCCAACUGCGUCUUGUUCGACCAUGAGACCUUCCCCAGCUGGUGGCGGACUACGACAAUCCCUCUGAACAACACCUAUAGGCAUCUCUAUGACACAGGCUGUCCAAUGCAUUAA
Messenger RNA from Miscanthus lutarioriparius, 390 nucleotides. The record is from the annotation of a GenBank genome assembly. Lineage: Eukaryota; Viridiplantae; Streptophyta; Magnoliopsida; Poales; Poaceae.